GCGGGGGGUGCGGAGCCUGCAGGGGGUCGGGGUGAGACGGGACGCGGCUCGUCAUGGAGCGGCCGUACUGGCAGAGCUCGGCCUGGGCCGGGAAGGCCCCGCGGAAGAAGCGACGUUUGUCCCCGUUGCCCGGCGGGCUGCCCGUCUCGGGGCGUUCCGGACAGGCUCAGUGCCGGCGGCGGCUGUUCGGCUGCGCGCGGCGUGGGGAGAACCAGCCCGGCUGCCUGAAGAGAAAAUCCGCUGUGAAAACAUUACCGAAAAUCGAGGAGAAUCUUGAAGUCACCCAAGGGAGCCCUUCCUCCAAUCAAAGCACUCAAGUGAAUGUCAAAGAAAUACCCUUCUUGGAAAAGAAUGAAGAGAAUGUGGAGGGCAGUGCCAUACCGCUGAAGGAAUCUCCAAUAAUCCACUUUGAAAGUAAAGAAAGCCUGAAAACCAGUGAUGUUACUUCAGGCACAGGGAUGACUCUCCCUACAGGUGUUUCAGCUUUUCUCCUCGAGUGUCUGGAUGCAGAUUCCUCUGCAGACCAUGACGGAGUUGCUACUGACACCACAGAAAGUUUCCCAUCCCCUGAAACUUUAAGAGAUGAGGAAUGUUCAGGGGCAAGCAAUGCUGACUUCGAGGACUUUAUGAAAUGCAAGAACUCCACUCUCCUGGACUGCAGCAAAGCAGUGGCCAUAGAUAAGAUACCACAGAUCUCAGAUCUUUCACCAAUAUUAGACCCUGUAUUGAAAGACUGUAAAGACCAGCACUUAAAAAGAAAGAGACCCAAAUGCAAUUACAGUUCUUCAGAACUGAGUGUCUCAAGUACUGUAGCAGGGAAAAAAAUCCGUAAAAUUACAACUGCAAGAGAGAGAACUCCAACCCUAAAAAGUGGUACACGCUGUUCUUCACCAAUAGGAGCGGCAAGAAAGCCUGACAAUCAGACUGCUGAACCCAAAAGGCUGAAGAGCAUCAAAAAAGAAGAGUUGUCUGUCCUGUUAGAAGGUAAUGCAUCGCCUUGUGGUCAGCUUGAAUCUGCCCCAGCAAACACUUCAGCCAAAUCAGAGAAGGUGACAACAGAGGUACUGCCCUCUAGACAAACCGAUGAUACUCUGUGUUACGGAAAAGAAAUCUGCUCCAUUGUCAGAACUUCACCAGGUCACAGGCCUGCCCGGCGUCGCCUGCUUCCAGUUAACACAAAAGCUUUCUGUCUUCCUGAAGGAGUGCCUGAAGAUGUUAUUACAAAUCCUAAAACUUGGGUCUGCUGUAAACACAGAUGAGGAUUCUGAUUGCCAGCAGGAGUUGAAGUUUGCUGUAGCAGGGAGGUGAAACAGAAGCAUUACCAAGUAAUUAAUGGCCAUAUUUUUUUGGCAUCUAUGUUGUUUGAAACUUAAUAUAAUGUUUGACAGUAAGCCUGUAAGUCCUUUACUUGAAUACUUCAAUAUUAAAUAAUUUGUAUAAGCAACUAGA
Coturnix japonica (Japanese quail) is the source of this 1449-nucleotide messenger RNA. It is a transcript of the gene MEIKIN, whose product is annotated as meiotic kinetochore factor. Gene Ontology annotation, cellular component: kinetochore. NCBI's taxonomy places the organism in Eukaryota, Metazoa, Chordata, Aves, Galliformes, Phasianidae. The record is from RefSeq and is a predicted model, not a curated record. Gene Ontology annotation, biological process: female meiosis chromosome segregation; meiosis I sister chromatid cohesion; male meiosis chromosome segregation.